Heterostelium album PN500 is the source of this 1356-nucleotide messenger RNA. RefSeq names its product CorA family magnesium transporter. The coding region runs from base 1 to 1356 and encodes 451 amino acids. The transcript is spliced from 4 exons. Gene Ontology annotation, molecular function: magnesium ion transmembrane transporter activity. Lineage: Eukaryota; Evosea; Eumycetozoa; Acytosteliales; Acytosteliaceae. Gene Ontology annotation, cellular component: mitochondrial inner membrane. Gene Ontology annotation, biological process: mitochondrial magnesium ion transmembrane transport. The record is from RefSeq and is a predicted model, not a curated record.
AUGUUAAGAUCAUCUUCUACAACAAAAUUGUUGUUAUCAACACUACAACAACAGCAACAACAAGUUCAACCUCGACUAAAUCUACCAAUCUUUCAAAUAUUGAAUCAAAAUCUUAACAGCAGUUGCUAUAAUAUAAAGGGAUAUAGUAGUACUAAUAAUAAUAAUAAUAAUAAUAAUAAUAAUAAUAGCAAUAAUAACGAUAGUAAUACAUCAUCGAAUAUUACAAAAAACAACAACAACAACAACAAUAUUAACAACAGUAAUAGUACAUCAUCAUGGAGAAGCUCUUCUAUAUAUGUUGAUAGUACAACACCGACAGGUAGUGUCAGUGGUGGUGUUGUCAAUAACGUUGUACCGGGCGGUGGCAAAUCAUCGUCGAUCGUCGAUCAUCAGCAGCAACACCAACAGCAGCUACACCAACAGCACAUCAGAAACAAGUUGUUUGGAGAUCAUCGUGUUCGAAGCACCAGUAGAGCAUCGCCACUCUCCAUGUCGAAAGAGAUGAAAACCAAGAUAUUCGAUCAGGAGUCGUUCAUCGGUCGAGACACACCCACUCAAUACCUCUCGGAGACUCGUUCGUUCAAGGUGCUCGAAGUAGACCAAAGCGGUCAGCUCAUCGAUCAAAUCAUCUUUAAGAACAACCUAUCGAUUGAAAUGAAACUGCAGGCACGUGAUCUUCGAACGAUAGACAGUUCAUUCCCACCACAGAUGCCUGCAAUUCUUGCAAGAGACAAAGUUUUCAUCGUAUCGAUCGGUUUUAUAAGAGCAAUAGUACAACACAAUAAAAUUAUAUUCUUUGAUCCACAGAAUCCAUUGAUACGAAACGAAUUGGUGCCAAUCAUGAAAGAAUAUUUGGUCAGUCAGAAUUUGUUUUUCACAGAGACACUGACACUACCGUUUGAAUUCAAAGUACUCGAAUCUAUAUUAGUAUUUAUUUGUAAAAAAUUAACAGCAGAACACCAAAGAAUAUGUACAUCAAUAGCAAAAGAAUUGGAAUCACUCAAUGAGAAUCCAGAACACAAUUUAGAGACACUGUUACUGUAUCACAAGAAAGGUUUGAAUCAGUUUGAGGUAACAUUGAAAGAGAUUAUGGAUGCACUAAGCAGACUGUUAGAGUCUGACGAGGAUAUGGCAUUGAUGUAUCUUUCUUUUAGAAAUAUUACAGGUGGAACAAGAAAGAAAAAUCAACAUGAAGAAUUGGAGAUUUUGUUGGAGAAUUAUAUGAGACAGUUGGAACAGAUAUCAAAUGAAAUCAAUCAACUUAAAGAAACAUUAUCAUCAACUGAAGAAUUCGUUAAUUUUCAACUUGAUACGUAUGUUAUGUUAUGUUAUAAUAUAUUGGUUGGUAAGAGAUAA